UGACACAAGACUGACAUGAAGCAGGAAGUGUUCAGUCACACGCAGACGGUGCUGAUUGUGCAGCCAGCCGCUACUUCUCUCUGUCGUCCUGAACUCCAACAGAGAUCACCUGCUGAAGAUCUCACCCCACCCCAAACCCCCCGUUGUACCGACACAUGGACGCAGUGGCAUUCAGACAACAUGGGCUCUAGAGUGAGACAAAAUCCUGAGCGAGCGUUCAACGUCUUCUUUGAGGCAAUAUGUCCUAUCGCCAGAGAAAAAGAUCCAGUCGUACGUCUUCAGUUUCCAGAUGACUUCAGAGAUGAGGAGUCUUGUCAAACGUUAUCCGGGUUCUGUUUCCCAUACGACAUGCAAGGGGUAUGGGAGGAAAAGGCUGUGCAGCACUUUACUUUUGUUCUGACUGAUAUUGAGGGAUGCCAACGCUUUGGCUUCUGUCGUCUCAACAACAGUGCUCAGAUGUGCCUUUGCAUCCUCAGUUACCUUCCCUGGUUUGAGGUCUUUUAUAAAUUUCUCAAUACCCUAGCUGACUACAUCACUAAGGGCCAGAUCGAUGACAUGAAAGUGAUGCUCGCUGCACUCUACAAGCAACCCAUACCACUGGCACCGGGAUCUAUCACACUGCAGAUGGCUCCAUACUUCAUUGCUCCUGAUCCGAGAGGUCUGCCGUCUAUUCCUGAAAAUAGGAAUUUGACAGAGCUGGUCGUGGCAGUCGAUGUGACGAACCUUCUGCAGCUCUACGCCAGCAUGUUGUUUGAGAGACGCAUCCUCAUAUUUGCUCGCAAACUCAACACUCUCACAUCUUGUUUACACGCACUCGGGGCUCUGUUGUACCCAAUGCACUGGCAACACAUCUUCAUCCCAGUUCUGCCACCUCACCUUCUUGACUAUUGCUGUGCACCUAUGCCGUACCUAAUUGGGGUUCAUAGCAGUCUAGCCGAGAAGGUGAGGAGUCGAGGCUUGGAAGAAGUUGUCAUUUUGAAUGUGGAUACAAACACAUUGGAAACCCCCUUCAAUGACCUGAAGAAGAUACCUUCAGAUGUGGUGUCUGGGCUGAAAGUAUGUUUGAAGCGUCAGGUGGUUUCUGCUGGUUCUGGGGUCUCACGGGCCUUUCUCAAGGCCCAGUCUGUCCUGUUUGGAGGAUACAAGGAUGCUCUGCAGAAUCAUAAGGGGGGUGAGGUAUCCUUCAGUAAUGAUUUGUUUCUAGACCACAAAUCAGCCAGCAUGAGGGGGUUUCUUCAGAGUGCCAUUCAUUUACAGUUUUUCAAACAGUUUAUUGAUGGACGCCUGGACAUCCUGAACACAGGGAAAGUACCACAGGACCUCUUUGAAGAGGAAAUUCUUCGAUCUGAAACGACAGGAAAGAGUAAAUCUUACCAACAGCUAGUUGGUAAUUUAAAGAGAGGGGGAGGAGCGCUGAUCCUCAACAUCAAGUCCAAAACAAAUAACGCAAAAGGCCUCACAAGAUCUGGUCUGAAAAGCAGGUUGAAACAUAAGGCCUUCAGUCAAACACAGACCCUUCAGAGAGGUGGAUCUUUGUCACAUCGUGCUCAAUCUGACUGCCUGCAGAAUCGUCUGCCAAUCACACAACACUUUGGAAUGUCACGUCCUCGUCGGCCCAGUUACAAACUUGGUGUCACCCAAGGCCAGGGAGCCAAGGCAGCUGGAGAUGCAUGGAGCGGGGCAAUGUCUGGGCAAGGGGCCAAGCGUGACUCUGAGUUUAAAACGGAUGAAGAGAAGGAGGAAGAGGAACUGUGUGAUCUAGAGGAAAUGGAUCUUCUAAGCGAGAUCUUUGACACCCUCAGCAUUCGCAGCUCACAUGACAGGGGCCUGUUAUAUGGCACACGCAGCCUGGAUCUUUUUGGACCAGACAGCCAUGACUAUAUUACAAAGCUUGGUCGAGUUAAUCCCAGCCAGGAGAGCCUCUCUCUGUGCACGAGUGGCAGUGGCAGCCUUAACAGCUGGAACCUGGAACAGUCAGACAACGUGCAAACGCUGACUGGCAACUCGGAUGGGCUGAGCUUUGAUGCAUAUGAGACUGUCAAGGAUACCUCAGCAUUUGUAACAGAGCAAGAAGAGAUCCUGAGAGGCGUCAGAGAUCAACAGUUGAAAAGGAAGGAAGCAAUAGAUGUGAACCACGAAGUAGAAAUCCAUAGCAGAAAUAGUUCAAAGGAAGUGACGACUGAGCCAGAAAGGACAGUCACUUUAAAACAGAAUCCUGUGGAGGAAACAGCUGAGCGACACAAGGACAACGACUUGAAAAAUACAGAAGAUGGUCUAAAUCCAGGGGAGAGUGAGAAGCAACGUAGCGAAAAUGGAAUGGAUGAAGUACAGGAGGAUGCAACAGAAGAGAGAAGUGGAAUGCUGGUGGUGAAAAGUGCAGAGGUGGGCUUUCAUUCUCAUGAGUCCAGAGAAGGCUUCCUUGAGAAGUCAAGGAAUAAGGACUUGGCCGAGAGUGACAGAGCAGGUAACAGCAGCGACAUUGUUCAAACAUAUCAGUCGUAUAAUUCAAGGACCCAUUCAGAUGCUAACAGCACCAUCAAGAACGAGCAAGGAGGCCCAACUCCUCUCAAGGUGUCAGAACUCAAAAAGAUGUUUGAAUCUCAAUGGAGCAGCCACACUGGCUGAUUGGGAGAGACACUGUGGUUCUGCCCCCCCCCCCCCGCAAAAAAUGUCCAUGUAUCUUUUGACAAAGUUUGGAUCAAGAAAGUAAGCAAUAGUGUUCACAUAUUCUUUAUUUACGUACACAUUAUUUUUAC
This is a messenger RNA of Hippocampus comes (tiger tail seahorse), 2756 nucleotides long. It is a transcript of the gene dennd1c, whose product is annotated as DENN domain containing 1C. Gene Ontology annotation, cellular component: cytosol; intracellular membrane-bounded organelle. The transcript is spliced from 22 exons. The record is from RefSeq and is a predicted model, not a curated record. Bases 16 to 2625 code for a protein of 869 amino acids. Lineage: Eukaryota; Metazoa; Chordata; Actinopteri; Syngnathiformes; Syngnathidae. Gene Ontology annotation, molecular function: guanyl-nucleotide exchange factor activity; phosphatidylinositol phosphate binding. Gene Ontology annotation, biological process: endocytosis; endocytic recycling.